AUGCGCUGGAGAGCCAGGGCUCAAUUGUUGCGUUUGUUGUGUGUACAGGCUCAGUACUACGGUCCGAUAUCGAUCGGCAACCCGCCGCAGACGUUCAAGGUGGUGUUCGACACGGGCUCCUCCAACCUGUGGGUGCCCUCCAAGAAGUGUCACUACACCAACAUCGCCUGCUUGCUGCACAACAAGUACGACAGCACCAAGUCGAGGUCCUACCGCAAGAACGGCACUGAGUUCGCCAUCCACUACGGCUCCGGCAGCCUCUCCGGGUUCCUGUCCACAGAUGACGUCAGCGUGGGCGGGGUCCGAGUCAGCGCGCAGACAUUCGCCGAGGCCAUGUCGGAGCCCGGCCUGGCCUUCGUGGCUGCCAAGUUCGAUGGGAUCCUGGGCAUGGGAUUCAGCAGCAUAUCGGUGGACGGCGUGACGCCGGUGUUCGACAACAUGGUGUCGCAGGGGCUCGUGAAGCCGGUGUUCUCCUUCUACCUCAACAGGGACCCCAAUGCCGCUGCGGGCGGGGAGCUGAUCCUGGGCGGGUCGGACCCGGCGCAUUACCGGGCGCCCUUCACCUACGUGCCGCUGGAGCGCGCCGCCUACUGGCAGUUCCGAAUGCAGACUGUCAAGACUUCUACCAACCGCGUGUUCUGUGCCAACGGUUGCUCGGUGAUCGCGGACACGGGGACUUCCCUGAUCGGCGGCCCCAGCGCCGAGGUGGAGGCCCUCAACCAGGCGCUCGGGGCUUCCCCCAUGGCCUUCGGGCAGUAUGUGUUCGACUGCAGCAUGAUACCCAAGCUGCCCUCCGUCACCUUCACCAUACAGGGAACCGAAUUCAAGCUCAACGCCACCGACUACGUGCUCAGGGUGGCCCAGUUCGGUAAGACGGUGUGCCUGAGCGGGUUCAUGGGUCUGGACAUCCCCCCCCCCAGCGGUCCGCUGUGGAUCCUGGGCGACGUGUUCAUCGGCAAGUACUACACCGAGUUCGACGCGCAGAACCAACGCAUCGGCUUCGCGCAAGCCGUCUGA
Messenger RNA from Chilo suppressalis (striped riceborer), 1017 nucleotides. The record is from the annotation of a GenBank genome assembly. NCBI's taxonomy places the organism in Eukaryota, Metazoa, Arthropoda, Insecta, Lepidoptera, Crambidae.